AUGGUUGGAACAAGCAACAAGGUACUGAAGCCGACACGACAAGAGGAUGAUAAAUUCGCAAAGAAAUCUGGGGUAUUGCUAGAAAAACUAGACAAUAAAAUUUUAGAGAUUAAUCAGUUGAAAGCAGCAGCCACCAAAGAAACACCGGAACCGGAAUCAACCACCAAAGACGAGUUUAAUUCUGAUGGGGAAGAAAUGGAACCCUCAGAGGCUAUUGACUGGGAUGAUAAAAUUUCUGUGCUUCAAAACGUUGAUCCAAAUGCUUUCCGUCAAUACGAAUUAGCUUGUGAUAGAGUCAAACUGUUCUAUAUUGAACAACACGAGAAGCAAACAGUGGCAUACAACAUUCAAGCUCGUAUAAACUUCAAGACUAAAACAAGAGCUAAGAUGUCGGUUUGGGAAGGAUUAGAAAAGUUGAAUAAGCUUCUAGACGAUUCAGAUCCUGAUACCGAGUUGUCCCAAAUAGAUCAUGCAUUACAAACAGCUGAAGCCAUAAGACGAGAUAAAAAACCAAGAUGGUUCCAGUUGGUGGGGUUGAUCCACGAUCUAGGGAAGCUUUUAUAUUUCUUUGACUCCCAAGGUCAAUGGGAUGUUGUUGGUGAUACUUUCCCUGUGGGGUGUAAGUUUCUGAAGAAGAUUAUUUUCGCUGAAACAUUCAAGAAGAACUCUGAUUUCUUUAACCCCUUGUAUAACACAAAGUACGGCAUCUACUACAAGAAUUGUGGGCUAGACAAAGUGAUGUUAUCAUGGGGUCAUGAUGAGUACAUGUACCAUGUAGCGAAGAGGAAUUCUAAAUUACCUCCUGAGGCAUUGGCUAUGAUUCGAUACCAUUCAUUUUAUCCAUGGCAUAAAGAGAAUGCUUACCAAUAUUUGAUGAAUGAAGAUGAUAAGAAAAUGUUGAGUGCGGUAAGAGCUUUCAACAAGUACGAUUUAUAUUCAAAGAGCGAUGAUCAACCAUUGCUUGAUGUGAAAGAAUUAAAGGGUUAUUAUUUGGAUCUCAUUGAUGAAUAUUUCCCUACAAAGAUCAUUGAAUUUUAG
Messenger RNA from Lizanozyma spartinae, 1038 nucleotides. RefSeq lists its product as uncharacterized. The transcript has a single exon. Lineage: Eukaryota; Fungi; Ascomycota; Pichiomycetes; Serinales; Debaryomycetaceae. The record is from RefSeq and is a predicted model, not a curated record. Gene Ontology annotation, molecular function: inositol oxygenase activity; iron ion binding. Gene Ontology annotation, biological process: inositol catabolic process. Gene Ontology annotation, cellular component: cytoplasm. The coding region runs from base 1 to 1038 and encodes 345 amino acids.